Saccostrea echinata is the source of this 678-nucleotide messenger RNA. RefSeq lists its product as uncharacterized. The transcript is spliced from 3 exons. The coding region runs from base 1 to 678 and encodes 225 amino acids. NCBI's taxonomy places the organism in Eukaryota, Metazoa, Mollusca, Bivalvia, Ostreida, Ostreidae. The record is from RefSeq and is a predicted model, not a curated record.
AUGGAGGGAAAAACGGGCUUUUUCUAUUUUCGCGAGAUAUUUGGAAUCGUAACCUCUGUUUUCACGAUAGGAACUGCAGCGCCUAUUAUAGUUUUUAUGUAUCUCGACAAUCCAACAAUUUUUGACGAUCUAGAAACAUCCUGUUCGCUUAAAGGAAGUUUUGCCUUGUUCUGCCUUGCGGCUUGUUUGGAAGUGUUCCUCAUCUUCUUGAAAUCCUCUUGUUUUGGGUUUGCCUUUCUUUGCAAGGGAAGAUGUCGAAUAAAUUGCUACCAUUUAGUUGUUCUGUUGCAUUUUACGUCGUGUAUGUUUCUUUUCGUUGGGGUUACUGUGUAUGCCGUUAAACUGAAUCCUAAUAUUUGGUACUGGAACAUGUGUACCAUAGCCGCCUUCCUUUCCAUGGUCAACUGCUUUGUUGCCUGCAUAUUUCAGAGAGAGUAUCGAAGAUUACGAAGAGAGGAUAUGGCGGAUUCUAGACUGAUGAAAAUGAUAGGGAAUAUACAAGGAGCGACUGAGAAUAUGAGUUGGGGAAAACAAGAGCAAGGACAUUUCAUUAAAGAAAAGGAAAUUAAAACAGGGAAUGAAAAUUUGUUGGGUAUUAAGAAAAUGAUUGGAGAGGAAAAUACAGGGUUGAUAUCCCUGAAAGAAAGUGAUGUUGGAAUACAAAUGCAGAACUUUUGA